ACAAACAUCACGAAGCUGUUAUCGUUGUCGAUGACGAUGUUGAUGAUGAUGAUGAUGAACAACAUCGACAACAUCGUGAUGGCCAUCCUAAUAACCGCAGUGAUGCAUCCUCACCCGAACAAGAUGAAAACAGAAAAGAAGAAAACGAGUUUGGCAAAAGUAGACUUGCCUGUUUCUCUCGCCGGUUAUCGUUUGAAUGAUGUCCUACAUCGGGAACCUAACCACUCUCUGCUAAUCAUACUGGCAUUCGUGUUCGAGAGAGAACAACGAGUUGUAUGAAUGAAUGAAUGUCAUGGCCAACAUCAAUGUUCAAUGUCGAGACAACCAGGAUUUCACAUUCAGUCAGAUCCUUAGAUGAGCCAGACAUCGACGUCAAUCGUUUGUUUUUUUUUUGACGAAUCUCAACACUGAAUCACCAUCAUCGUCUGUCCUCGUGUCAAUGUGUUCCUAGCUGGUCCAAAUUUGUCUGUCAUUGUCAUUGAAUCAAGAUCCAGAUCCAUCACAUCAUCAAGACUAAUUUUCAUCACCAGGAUCAAUGAACAACAUGAAGAAUCUUCUCCUGUUGUCGGUGGCUUUGUCGUUUCUACAACUGCUGCUGUUGACCCCAGUGCCACAUAAUGCCCAACCAUCGUUAAAUGAAUCGACCAAUUUGCAUCCUGUAAGCAGAAACCAGGUCGUCAGAUCAGACCAGUCUGGUUCACCACCACCACCAUCGUCCAGCACAUCCUACUACACGAAUGAUCUUUCUGCCUUCCUAUCAUCGGUACCCACCGCCAUCAAAUCACCUUCAACUAGCAGCGCCGGAAAUAUGGCCCAGUAUCAAGCUCUGCUCCAGGCAUUGGCACAAGCGGCACCAUCCUCAUCUUCGUCGCCGUCUUCUUCGUCGUGGAUGACCUUGCCCACUAGUUGGUCUUCGAUGGUGAUGACCAGUCCAUCGUCAUUCAUGUCCAUGUUACGGCCAAUGUCGUCACCGAUCGGAGGUCGUCGUUCAUCGUUGACCAGUCGUUUGCGUAACAUAAUGAACGCCAUAUUCUACAGAAGAGAGAACAACAACACGCCGAUGAUGACUUCGGGAUCCUCGUAUUCUUAUUCGUAUCGACCAGCACCCUAUGGCUUUGGUAAUAAUAAUGAAAUGGCCGCAGACUUUAGUUCCCUUGGCAGCUCACCACCAGCUUACCUUUCUAGCCUGUACAAUUCAAAUGGUCCAUCUGCUGAACGUUACGUAACGGGCUCUGGAUCGAAAUCGUCAAUGCAUGGUGCUGCUUCAAGCUAUCGACCAUCGUUCGUAGCGGUGCCAUCAUCAUCGUCACCAUCAUUCAUGUCUGCUGGUCAGUGGUCAUCACCGAUCGAACGACCACAUGUUUCUGGAUCAAUGCAAGGCUUGUAUGGUCGAAAUUAUGGACAUGCUGCUGCUUAUCACCACCAUUACCAACCACAACAAUAUCACCACCACCAACAACACCAACACCAACAGCUAGAACAGCCGUCUUAUCAUCAUCGGCCACAAAGCUCGUACGUUCAUCAACCAGCACCACAUCAACAAUCUCAACACUAUGGACCGUCCAUGUCUGAAUCGGUACCGUCGAUAGCCAGUGCUUACAAUGGCCAAAAUGGCAACCAAUGGUCAUCGCCAUUACAGUCGAAUGAUCGGCCCAUGCAAUCAGGUCAAGUUCCAAUCAGCAGCCUGGAUGGCCCAUUCAUAGGACCCAACAAUGCGAUCUGGUCACAAGGUCAACAAGGCAGCAGCAGCAGCAGCAGUAAUAGUCAUCAGCCACAACAGUCACAAUCGUCAUGGUCGUCGUCGAAUGUCCAGGAUAACGGUGGCCGUGAUGUUUACAGCGACAACGGAUCGCGAGACGAAGGCGCCAGUUACUACACGUCGAACGUAUUCCAAUCUCGAAUUUCAUCAUCGCCAUUAUCAUCAUCAUCAUCACAGUUCAAAGACCAAUCUUCUUCCUCAGCAAUGAUGCCAUCACCCACCUAUGUCGGACCGAAAUUUGACAACUAGCGAAUCCAACAACAAGCAUAUUCGAUGUUCCUCUCUCUCUCUCUCAUACUUGAACUGGACUUUUUAUUCUCUAAACACCCUGUGUAACCCAUAUUUAUUCUUUUUUUUUCGUCUCAGCCAUUCGAAUAACUGUAAUCUUAUUCAACGUUAUUCAUAUAUGAACAAGGCCUCUGUUUUUCUCUUUCUUCGAAUCGGAUUACAAUUGUUCUCUCAUUCUCUUUUGAAUCCUCAAACUUUUUUUACAUUUUCAAAUUUUAAAACCGAAAAAAAUAAACGACUCAAACCAA
Messenger RNA from Dermatophagoides farinae (American house dust mite), 2295 nucleotides. RefSeq lists its product as uncharacterized. The record is from RefSeq and is a predicted model, not a curated record. Lineage: Eukaryota; Metazoa; Arthropoda; Arachnida; Sarcoptiformes; Pyroglyphidae.